AUGUACAUCACUCUCUACUUUCUCGUCACUCGUCUCCCUGAGUCCCUUCGUGUAGUUAGGGACCAGUUUCUCUCUGUCUGUCCCACCACCCUCACCGUCGACCUCCUUGAGGAGUCCCUGCUAGCGGCUGAGAAGAGCAUCGUCGCUGUAGGGGCCUCUCGGGACGCCGCACUGACAAGGGCAAAGGGGGCAAGGGAGCGGGUGGAGCUAGAGGGGGCGGUGGCGGGGGAGGUGGGGGUGGCGGGGGGAGUGGGGGUGGCGGUGGAGGUGGUGGCGGGAGUGGAGGUACUGGUGGAGGCGGUGGAGGCGGAGGUGGCGGCGGAGGAGGUAGCGGAGGAGGCGGGGGUGAGGGUGCCGGUGGGGGCGGUGGCGGUGGAGACGGGGGUGGCGGUGGAGGCGGGGGUGGCGGUGGCGGCGGGGGUCGGAGUGGCUCGUCUCAGCGGAGCAGCUCUGGGGGUGGUCAGCGCCAGCAGCAGCAGCCGCAGCAGCAGCCACAGCAGCAGCAGCGCUCUCGCACCGUAG
Molecule: messenger RNA, 522 nt
Organism: Closterium sp. NIES-65
Lineage: Eukaryota; Viridiplantae; Streptophyta; Zygnematophyceae; Desmidiales; Closteriaceae
Source: the annotation of a GenBank genome assembly